UAAAAGAAGAUUCUUAGAAUACGACGAAUGAUGCCGAGGGGGGAAUUGCGGCAUGGGGAACUGCCGCCGUAAUUAACAGUUAGAACUAAGCGCAACAAUUUUGCCUGUUUGGUUGGGUUUGGUUGAGUUUUGGUUAGAAUUUUUGGGUUAUGGCUUAACGAUUGGUUGACACAACUUUUGAAACGCUUAAACUAGCAGUUGGCGUAUGGACGACGCGUUGACCGCAAGUGUUUGGAAAUGUGGAUCAGAAAUAAAAGAAGAAACAAUACCUUAGCCGGUUGCUUACUCCUAUCAUUACUGCAAUGGUUAGAGUUAUGCUUAGGAGAUGUGCUCAAAGGGGGAGGAGGCAUUGAGCUGGCAACUGUUAGCCCACUAUUGAGUGUAGCAAAGAGUGAAAUUGUCAGCGAUGUGAGUUCAGACUUUGAGCAGCUCAUCGAAGCGAAGCUCAACGAAUCAGCCAGUGGAAUAAAGCCGACAGAAAAUCUUCUCUCCAGAAAGCGGCGUUAUUUACUAUUUCCCGAGGGCAGCUCCUUUCAAUUUGUUUUCGACGAGUAUAUUUGCGUAGUGGACCACACCAACUAUUUGGUGUUGGGCCUUACGGUUGCCCUGGCUUGGGAAUUGCCCAGCAAGGCACCCAGUGAAGCGGUUGACGAUCUGUUGAACAAACUGGAGUCUGGCACAAUAGACGUCAGUCGGAAUGAUACUGUUUCCAACAUAACCUAUGUUGAUGAUGCUUCUAAGCCGGAACAAGACACUCAACAAUCCAGCAAUAAAAAUAACGACAACAGUAGCUAUAAGCACAACUAUAUCGACUUGUCCAACAAAGGAGUUGGGAACCAAUCUUAUAAUUCAUACUACAGCAGUUCUCCUGUUUUUCGCACUCCCAUGCAUCCGUUGCAUCUGUAUAGAGAUAGCUACUACAGAAGACCAAAUAUACCAGCUAGACGUAAAGACAAUUAUUACUACUCAUCCAACAGCAGUCCGGUGAGGAACCCAUUUGAUGACUGGUCUCAACCUUACAGUCCGGCCGAGAAAACACGCUUUCCCUAUUGGGCUCUAGCUGCGCAUUUAGAGGAUAUCUUACGACAUCGGAAUAGUUUUUAUAAUCGUGAUGAGAAUCAACAUAAGAAUGUCUACUAUGGCAAACCAAAGCCUCAACGUGUUCGCAAGCUUCCUCGUGUAUCUAGCCAAGCAAGGCAUUUCAAAAUUUAUCCCGUGUUUGGCAAGCGCAGCAUUCCGGAUGCUGAGAAUCCACAUCAUCGUCAGCGCAGAAGUGGCACAAGUAGCGCACACGAUACUAAUUUAAGUAGAUUGGAGAGCCACCAAAUCAAAUAUCAUCGCAACAGUCGACAAACAUUAUACGAAAGAAUUGAAAAAUAUCUGAAUAAACGCGGCGUAAAUGGACACCAGUGUGUGCUGCGUUCUUUAUGUGAGACCGGCCAAAAAUCGAAUGAAAAAGAACCCGGUAGCUUUGCCGGCGAACUGAUUCGAGCUGUGUUUACUAUCCCAGAAGCUUUAGAUCACGAGCCUGCUGCCUAUCGGGACGCACUUUACGAUAAAGCCCAUGCUCAUGAUGGUGACUGUGCUGCACUUUAUCCGGAAUGCAAGCAGUCCUUAUGGGAUGUUCCAUUCUUACAAUAA
Drosophila nasuta is the source of this 1641-nucleotide messenger RNA. RefSeq lists its product as uncharacterized. The record is from RefSeq and is a predicted model, not a curated record. The coding region runs from base 238 to 1641 and encodes 467 amino acids. Lineage: Eukaryota; Metazoa; Arthropoda; Insecta; Diptera; Drosophilidae. The transcript has 4 exons.